GCUUGUGGGUUCCAGCGAGUCUCCAAUGGAUUUCCAGAAGACAAGGGGAAUAACAUACAGUCUAUUUACUGCUGGCACAUAAUGCUGGAAUUCUUUGGCAAAGGCAUUUUGCUGGGCAUGGUUAAGAUACAUGAUGGAGAGUUCUUCUGCUGAAAAUGACUUACAAAACUCUCAUGAAGAAGGAAAACUUUAUGCAGUUGAUUCCUUAAACAACUUAAAUGAACAAAUUCUUUGUGCGGCUCGAUCUCCACAGCCAACAGUCCGGGAAGAGCACGUAGACAGUGAUGGCUGUCUGGCAAUGCAAAGUGGCAUGAGAUGCCAAAGCUGGUUCUUUGUCACAUUGAUCAUUACUUUAAUAGUCAGCUUGGCACUUGUUUCCUUCGUAAUAAUCUUAAUAGUUCACACUGGAGACAAGAUGGAUGAAGUUUCAAGAAAAGUAGUAUUGGAAAAGAAGAGCAUUGAAGACCUUAAGAAAUUAAAUGACAUGAUUUUACAAUACCUCAACCAGACAGAAUGGAUGGAGAAUAUAGGAAACUUUAGCGCAAUGCAAACAAGGCAAUAAA
Molecule: messenger RNA, 563 nt
Organism: Elgaria multicarinata webbii
Lineage: Eukaryota; Metazoa; Chordata; Lepidosauria; Squamata; Anguidae
Gene: LSMEM1
Product: leucine rich single-pass membrane protein 1
Exons: 4
Coding region: 131-562 (143 amino acids)
Source: RefSeq, a predicted model, not a curated record